Messenger RNA from Arvicanthis niloticus (Nile rat), 4004 nucleotides. Lineage: Eukaryota; Metazoa; Chordata; Mammalia; Rodentia; Muridae. The record is from RefSeq and is a predicted model, not a curated record.
GCGCGCGUCCUCUGGUCCGCCUCUCCGCUCACCGCAGCCUGGGCUCCUCCUUCGUCCAGCCUCCAGGGCGGGAUCUGUUGGCUCGCCCUACCCUCGCCGCCUAAGCCUGCCCUCCACCAGACGGGUCCCCUCCCCGCGCGGCACCACGGCUUCCCUUCAACAGCACGGCGACGGGGGCUUCCCCUCAGCAGCUGCCGGCGCCUCAGUCUCCGCAGCCAGCCUAGCUCCGCCGCGUCCCCGGCCGGCAGCCGCCAUGCAGUUUAUGUUGCUUUUUAGUCGCCAGGGAAAGCUGCGACUGCAAAAAUGGUAUGUCCCACUGUCAGACAAAGAGAAGAAGAAGAUCACAAGAGAACUUGUUCAAACCGUUUUAGCACGGAAACCCAAGAUGUGCAGCUUUCUUGAGUGGAGAGAUCUGAAGAUUGUUUAUAAAAGAUAUGCCAGUCUAUAUUUUUGCUGUGCUAUUGAGGAUCAGGACAAUGAACUGAUUACCCUGGAGAUAAUCCAUCGUUAUGUGGAAUUACUUGACAAGUAUUUUGGCAGUGUGUGUGAACUUGAUAUCAUCUUUAAUUUUGAGAAGGCCUAUUUUAUUUUGGAUGAAUUUCUUUUGGGAGGAGAAGUUCAGGAAACAUCUAAGAAAAAUGUCCUUAAAGCAAUUGAGCAGGCCGAUCUCCUGCAGGAGGAUGCAAAAGAAGCCGAAACCCCACGUAGUGUUCUUGAAGAAAUUGGACUGACAUAACUGUCCUCCCUUGCUGAUGACUUCUUGUGGCAUUUCACACUGUAGAUGGUCACUGCCUCUCAUGUCCAUGUUAGCUAACGGUGUAAGAUGAUGUCUUGUCAGUAUUACUGUUUUGCUAAGCUGCUUCAUUCAGGCCUACCCAAUUUUUUUUAAAGGGAACUUUGGUUAAUCAAAUGAUAACUUAAGGGACAUAAAUAUGAAUUAGGAAGAUGUAGAAAAAGUAACAUACCAUUUCUGGACAUUUUAAAGUUUAAAGGUCAGUCUCAUAAUUAUGUGCGUAUAUAAAAAUAUGUCUAUAUACAUGAAUAUCCAACAAUUUGGCAAAAUACAUUUACUAUUGUACUUUAAAAAGGAAACUUAAAUUAUGUGAAACCUGGUUUAAUGAAACCAAAGACUAGAGUAGCAUUUUAGUAUAUGUAAGAAUAAAGGUAAUUGACACAUCGAAGAUCAAAUGAAUGCAAGUUUAUUGAAAAUUUAAGCAACCAAAUUUAUGCCAAAGACCCAUAUUGGAUACAACAUAUACAUUAAAACAAAGGGAAUAUAGAUGCCUUUAGAGGACUUAGAAUGAUGCUGUUUUAUACUAAAACUCAGUAAGUAUUCUGAAUGAAUGGAACAAGGAACAAGGCUUUCCUAAUCUUGAGCACAUAAUUUUUAAGGCCAAAUAACAUUUGACUCCCUGAGGUGAAGUUUUAGUGGUCGUAAUCAUGUAGUUAGUUGUUUUUGAUGCCCCAAAAUAAAAUAUAACAGUUAAUUACCAGGUAUUCUUCAUAACAGUAUGUUGCUCUCUUCACAAAGUAUUACAUAAAGUCAUUAUCUAAAGCAUGAAUGUUCCUUCUGGGGUGCUUGUUAAAGCCAAAUUUAUUUUGCUUCACUAUUGCUACCUUCCAGUUAGAAGCACUACAGACUUGACAGCAGCUCCCUAUCCUUUCAUGUCACUGCCUAGUCAUCAGAAGUCUUAUGACAGCUUAAAUAUACCUUUCAUAUAGCAAAGUGAGAGUUGACUGAAGCAAAGUGGCAUUGGUUGGCCCUUUAUUUUUUGAAGCUGUAUAAAUGUGUGGCAUCCCUUUUAUACAUCCUGACACAUACCUGAGCACAUCUCCCUGAUCUCCAUGAUCCCUUGUAAUAUGCUAGGCUGGAGUAAGCUUUGCUGUGAUUGUGAACAACUUUCAAGCCACCUGAACACUGUCUUAUCACAUCACCAAUUAAUGGUAAUAAAUGUUCUGCAAAAACUGUGGUGUGCUUUUAUCUUUUUCCAAAAGUUUUGUUGAACUAGGGAGAGCUGCUAAAGGAAGAGUUCUUUUUUUUUCCAAUACAAUGUUGACAAUUCCUCUCCAUCUGACACCCAACCCCUGCAUUGAAACAUGAUGGUGGUUGCAAGCACACACAAAAAAUGGCAGAAGGGUCAAGAAAUGUUCAUGUACUUCAACUCAGUAAAAAGAAAAAAAUCACAUGGAUUCUAUGCUAUCAAGGACUUACAACACAUUUUCAAUUAAUAAAUGCCACUUUUAAAACCAUGAUGCAGUUUACUUUUAUACACUUUCUGAUUUAGUAAUUCAAUUAUUCCAGAUAGUCAAAUGAUAUCCAAAUGACAAAUCCUCACCUCCUACAUAUGAGAAAGUUACUAGUACAUGCAACAGAAACAGAUUAGUAUUUGCUGCAGUGUUGCCUAAUGUAAGCAACAAGUCAAAACUUCUAGUUACAGUAUGGUUAUGGGGCCUUCUGCUGCAAAUAGGAAUUACUGCAUUCUAUACCUAAGAUAUUUAAGAACAAGGAAAGGAUUCUCACCAAAUUUUGAAGGAGACAUUUGUAGGUUUAAAAGGGCCUUUGUGAAUACAGCUGUUCACUAUUAAGCCUGUGGGAUUCUGUCAGUGGUGCAGAUUUGAGUCAUAAGUAGUAAUCAGGUUUAUCACAGACACAUGCAGACACCCAUUCAUUAUGGUAAAUGUAAGCUCAACGUUACUAUCAGGGUAAUGACACCAUCAGAUUUUCCAAACUUCCCUCUAUACAGGCCCAUUAUUUGAGGGCAAAGUCCUCACUUGCUUAAUUGUCUUAAGCUCAAGAAGAUGGAUUUCCUUUCCCAUCAUGAUCUAAUUCAUUAUGUAUCUCAAUGGUAGUGCCCUUGCCUACCAUGUUUGAGGCUCCAGCAUCACAUAUACAAAAUUAUCUUUACAUAAUCUUGGCUGCAGUUUGAAGAGUAUUUUAAAAAUACCAAAUGUACUUAAAGCCAUACAGCAUUAAUAAACUCAGUAAAUCUAGAAAUCUAUCAUUUGGAGGAUGAAGCCGGCAUUUAGAAUCGAAACAAGUUCGAUUUUGUUAAACUUUGAAAACUUUGUACCUUUUUUCUUUUUAAAAAACGAGGCAGGGUCUCACCCUAGCCCUAGCUGCCAUUAUCCUCCCAAGUGCAGGGAGUACUGGUAUAAGCUACUGCACAUGACUUGUAUGCAUCUUUAGUGAAUUCUCAAAUUUCAGAUUGCUAAAUGCCAUGUGACACUGAAUUUCGAGGCCCAAACUGUGACAGUGAAGGCCUGAGAAGAAAGCAUCUUGGAAAUCUGGGAAAAUGCACACAAGCCUACAUUCGCUUGUCUUCACUGACCACUCUUGUGACUGUUACACAAGGAAUGUUUUUAACAGUGGAUAUAUUCAAUGGUGACAAUUCUAAUUUUCUGGAAAAUGACAAAAUCCUUUACCUCUUUAUAAAAACCUUUUUUUACAACACACUAUUCAAGAUAUACCCUGCCAGCUCCCAGGUGAAUGAGUAACUCUAGAGCCAGGGAAAGAGAAGUCUGGAAAUGAGUACUUCAACACUUUGAACAAAAACUAUGUUUUACAGAAAAGAAUCAACUUUUACAAAUAAAAAAAUAAAAUAGAAUAAAAUGGUCAUUAAGUAGAAAAAAUAGUGAUAAUAAAAACAAGCACUUCAAUACCUAAAACCUGACAAACUAGCAAAGAUCAAAAUAUUAAUUCUGUGCUGUGGAAGCUGUAAGGUUAGAGUGAUUUUUUUUUUUCUAGUCUUCCUGGAAGGAAAUUUAGAUUACCUUUCUUGAUAUAGUUUAUUCUAAAGGAAAUCUAAGAGGGUCACCUUAAAAAUCCAACAAUAGGAGUGUUGUCAAGUCCAUUGGUAGAUGUACUCUAUGUAGUGAGCAAAAAUAAGAAUUAUGGGACUUAAGAAUCAGAUUGAUGAAAUGAGACAAUUGAGUGAAAAACAUCAAAGCCAUAUGCAACCUUUGAAUUAAAAAAAUAAAGUGUGUCAGGCUGGAAAGAUGGCUCA